This is a messenger RNA of Malassezia pachydermatis, 8184 nucleotides long. Its product is annotated as polyketide synthase. The record is from RefSeq and is a predicted model, not a curated record. The coding region runs from base 1 to 8184 and encodes 2727 amino acids. Lineage: Eukaryota; Fungi; Basidiomycota; Malasseziomycetes; Malasseziales; Malasseziaceae. Gene Ontology annotation, biological process: fatty acid biosynthetic process. Gene Ontology annotation, molecular function: 3-oxoacyl-[acyl-carrier-protein] synthase activity; fatty acid synthase activity; oxidoreductase activity. The transcript has a single exon.
AUGACUACGAAGUAUCAUUCGGACGAACGUCCCCCUAGCCUGUCCGUUGUCGGUAUCGGUCUCCGACUUCCUGGGUCGCGCGACAAGAAAGAAUUUUUCGAGCUCUUGAAAGAGAGCCGCAGUGCCAUCGGCCAAGUGCCUCGUGACCGAUGGAACCCUGACACGAUGACCAAGCCGGGUGGUUUGCCUGGCAAGGUUGUGACGGAUCUUGGUGGCUGGGUUGACCCGCACACGGAAAUCGAUUCGCUCGAGUUCGGUAUUUCGCCGGCGGAGAGCAAGAGCAUGGACCCGCACCAGCUGGUCCUCACGGAGAUUGUGCACCAGGCUUUGGAAGACUCGGGUAUCCACUACCGUGGCACCAACACUGGUGUCUUCGUGACGGGUUCGCCCGAUGUGCACAAUCUCGGUAACGAUAUGUGGGACAUGGGUGCGUACAACGGUACUGGUACGGCGUUCUCGCUGCAGGCCAACCGUUUGUCGUUCCUGUUCGACUUGCACGGUCCGUCUGUGUACAUGGACACGGCGUGCUCGUCGGGUAUUACGUGUCUGCACUUGGCUCGUGCCUCGAUUCUGCGUGGCGACUGUGACAUGGCCGUCGUUGCUGCGGUCAACCUGAUCUUGACGCCGCAUACUUCGCUGUCGUUCUCGGCGCUGGGUACGUUGUCGCCGACAGGUAUUUGCCAGACCUUUGAUGCCGCAGCGGAUGGUUACUCGCGUGGUGAGGGUUGCACGGUCAUUGUCUUGCAGCGCACGGAGGAUGCUGUGCGCUGCGGUAGCCACAUUUACGCAGAGUUGACUGGUACUUCGAUCAAUGCCAACGGUAAGGGCAAGUCGAUUACCAUGCCCGAUGGUCCGAAGCAGAAGGCGGCGACCUACGCCGCCUACAAGGAGGCGCGUCGUGACCCCUCGGAGACGGUGUACGUUGAGUGCCACGGUACCGGUACGCCGGUCGGUGACCCUAUUGAGGCGAACACGGUCGGUGAGGUGUUCACGCCGGGCCGUGCGAAGGACGACUACCUGCGCAUUGGUUCGUCGAAGACCAAUGUCGGUCACUUGGAGCAUGCUGCUGGUCUUGUGCAGGUGAUCAAGAACUGCUACACGCUCGACAUGGGUCUGUUGCUUCCGCAGCUGAACUUUAAGAACCCGAACCCGAAGAUUCGUUGGGACGAGUUUCAGAUCCAGGUGCAGACCAAGACGGAGCCGCUGCCGGAAAAGAAGCUGACGAAGGACGGCAAGUUUGUGGCCUCGCUUUCGUCGUUUGGUUUCGGUGGUGCGAACAGUCACGCUGUGAUGGAGCGUGUGCCGAACAAGUCGCUGGAGCUGAAGGUGCAGCCACUUACGGACAAGGACCCGAUGCUGGUGGCUGUCGGUGCGUUGAGCAACCGUGCUGUGACGUCGCUCUGUGAGUCGAUAUCAGAGUCGUGGGCGGAGACCAAGGACCCGCUUACCGCCUCGCUGCUGGCACGUACGAUGACGGAGCGUGCGCGUGGUAACCCGAACCUGGCGUACGCUGUGGCGACGCUUGGCGAGACGCUUACCUUCUCGGACACGAGCGUGACCGCGUCGUCGGACUUCAACCCUAUCAAGGCGUUUGUGUUUAGUGGUCAGGGUCCGCAGCACGAGGAGAUGGGUCGUCACCUGUACAAGCGCUUCAGGGCGUUCCGUGCCUCGGUGGACAGGUCGUUUGAAAUCCUGCGCAAGUACCACAAGAAUGACUUUCAAGCGUACGGCCUGUUCAAGCCGGGCGUCGAGGCGAACGUUGCCAAGACCUCGGCAGGUGUCUGGACAGUGGAGUGCAUUGUGAUUGCCAUUGCCAUUUUCCAGAUGGCCCUGUUCGACCUGUGGAUGGAUCUCGGUGUGGAGCCUGAUGUGGUCAUGGGCCACUCGGUCGGUGAGAUUGCCGCGAUGUACGCCUCGGGUGCGGUUUCGCACGAGACGGCCAUUCGCACGGCCAUGGCCCGUUCGAACGCCCUGGCGCUGCUCGACAAGGUCGACGGUCAGAUGGCUGCACUGGGUAUCGGCCGUGAGGAGGCGGAGAAGCUCAUUGCUCGCAUUAUGAAGGAGCAGAAUGUCUCGGAGGGUCUCUGGAUCUCGGCCUCGAACUCGACGAACGCUGUGUCGAUCUCCGGUAAGACGAGUCUCUUGGAGGAGGUCGUCAAGGACUGUGAGGCGCAGGGCAUCUUUGCUCGUAUGCUGCGUGUUGGUGGUCCGUACCAUUCGCCGAUGGUGUCGAUCUGCGGCGAGCCUUUCCUGACGGAAGUGCGCCCGAUUGUGGAUGCGAAGAAGAACGUGCCUACGCGCCGCUUUAUCUCGACGGUCGAGGGCCGCAUGUACAAGCAGGGCGAGACGCUUGAUGCGAUGUACUGCUGGAAGAACGUCAGCGAGCCUGUGCUGUUCCGUGAGUCAAUGGAGGCGCUGCAUGCCUACCGCCAGGAGCAGGACCGUGGUAUGUUGGUGGUCGAAGUGGCGCCACAUGCUGUCCUGGGCUCGUACAUGGAGGAGAUUACGCGAUCCGUGAAAGGUGAACGUACGACGAUUGUGUCGUGUGCGCGCCGUCUCAACCCGAAGAAGGGCGAGACAAAGGACAUGCCUGUGGAGACCACGCAGUUCCUCGGCGCCGUCGGUGGUGCGCUUCAGUCGGGUGUGCGUGACCUCGUGGUGUACAAGCUGUACAGCGACGAGUUUGUGGACCGCCCGAUGGGUGUGAACUCGACGCUGAAGCUGCCCGAGUACCCCUUCCUGCCGCUGAAGAAGGGCCCACAUGAGAUGACCUACACGGAGCACCUGCGUACGAAAGAGCUUGAGCCGCCUGUGAGCAGCGAGCUGUUCCGCAUCAAUGCGCAGACGCACCCGUGGGUGUUGGGCCACAAGAUUCGUGGCUCGAUUCUGUUCCCUGGUGCUGGUUAUGCGGAGGCCGCGUUUGAGUCGGGUGCGCGCACGGUGACGAACAUGAAGAUCCACCGUGCGAUGGUCAUUGAGGAAGAGGGCAAGCCAAAGUACGCACAGUUCAAGCCGACGGGUAUCAACGGCGGCUGGGAGUUCCGCUCGUCGGGGAGGAAUGCUGUGAACGACCUGGGUAUCAUCUUUGAUCAGCUGCACGCUAGUGGUCAUAUGUCGAACGAGAGCACGCCGCUGGGCCCGUCGAGCAUUGAGGAGGUCCUGGGCAAGGACUACGCAGACAAGUUUGACAUUGUCAUGGACGGUGAGACGUUCUAUGCACGUAUCCGCCCGAACGGUUCGAUGCACACGGGCUUCUUCGGUAUGGUCAGCGAAGUGCGUGCCUCGUCGAAGCUGGAUGACGACUACAUUGCGUAUGUGGACAUUGCGCCGAACCUGUGGACGGAGCCGGAGUCGCGUGGUAUGAUUGUGCACCCGGGUCUGCUGGACGCUGCGUUCCUUUGCUCGUGGCUGCCUGGCCUGCCGUUCGAUGGCAGCAAGGUCGGGGUCGACACGUUCCUGCCUAGCGAGGUCGAUAUGAUUACGCUGCGUGGCACGCCGGAGGAAAUUCGCGCGGCGAAGCGCUACAUCCUCCACAUUCGCGAGAAGAUCAGCAACGACCAUGUGAUUAAGAACGACAUUGCCAUGUUCGACAGCGACACGGGCAAGAUGCUUGUGUACGUCAAGGGUCUGGAGUGCCAGCGUAUUCAGGACACGGGCAACCAGCGCGAGGGAUACACCGAGAGCUGGGAGCCGCGUGCAUUGGACGCGACUGUGAAGCCCACCGAGGCGUUCUCGCUGAAGCCGGAGCUUACGACCAAGUUCCUGGGCAACAUGGAAGGCGAGGACGAGUCGGGUGUUGUGGCGGAGGCGCUCAAGAGCGGCUCCGUCGUCGGCACGCAGCUGCAGGACGACCUGUUCAGCGUGCCGGGCUUCACUACGGAGACGGUCGAGAGCCUGAACACCAUGGUGCAGCAUGUGCUCAUGUCGUCGCACGAGAAACUGCCGCGCCGUGUGUUCCGUGUGCUUGAGAUGUACCCGCGCCACCGCAAGACGAACCUCCAGCCGCUGGUCCAGUGGGCCGAGCGCCGUGGUCUGUACGUGGACCUCGUGCGUGUGAACAUUGCGUCGGCGGAGCGUGGCUCGGAUGCGUUCUUGACUGGCCCCUACGAUGUGGUGGAGGCCUUGACAGAGUCGAGCCGUGCGAUCCCUGCGUCGUUCGACGUGGUCGUGGCGUGUGAUGCGCUGCGCUGCGCGUCGGAUGUGAGCGCGGCCCUCAAGGCCACGGAGGAGCUCCUGGUGCCGGGCGGUGUGGCUGUCUUUGCGGAGGUGAAGGAGGCGUCGCCGAUCGGUAAGCUGUACUAUGGCAACGGCGCGAAGGCCGCGUCGCUCUCGUCGCUCUCGUCGCUCGGCUCGUGCCCGGCGUUCGAGCUCGCGUACGUCCAGCGCUCAAGCGACGCGUGGCCUGCGAUCCCACAGAUCCCGACCAAGGAUGUGGGCUCGAACGACAUGUUCCGUGCGCUGGCCGACGACGAACUGGUGUACUACCACACGGCCGGCUCGGAGUACAAGCUGCCGGAGGCUAUCCGCCACCACUGGAAGUCGGAGUCGCCGAUCGGUAAGCUGUGGAUCAUCACCGACGACACGAUCGAUGGCGCACGUGCGAUGGGUCUCGCGGGUACGCUGACCAACGAGUUUAUGACCGUGAAGGGUAUCUACGUCGCCGUGGACCCUUCGCUGUCACGUGCGCAGCGCGACGGCCUGCUGGAGCUGCUCCACCAGCGUGAGGAGGAGGGCUCGUUGGAGAUGUUCAACAUCAUCCGCAACAACCGCCUGUACGGCCGUCGUCUCGUGAAGCUGCCGGCGAUGCACCCGACCGAGCAAAAGGGCCGCGACUGGGUCCUUGAGCUUACCGAGGGCCAGCCGGCCAGUGUGCAGGCGAUUGCGCCACACACGCACAACCCGCCGCCGCUGGACGAGCACGACGUGCUGGUGCAGACCGAUGCCGUGGCGCUCAAUUUCAAGAACAUUCUCUCGGCUACGGGUCUGCUGCCCGCCACCGACCGUCUCUCGGAGUUCAGCGGUGUGGUGCGUGACGUGGGCUCGGGUGUGACGCGCUUCAAGAAGGGCGACCAUGUCAUGGGUACCUCGGGUGGUGUGCGUGAGGGUAUCGUGGCGAUGGCCUCGGAGUACGCGCUGACCAAGGUGCCGACGAACAUGUCGAACCUGGAGGCGGCCGCAUUCCCGAUCGCCUACGGUACCGUCUGGCACGGUCUUGUGCACCUCGCGCAGAUCAAGAAGGGCGAGACGAUCCUCAUCCACGCCGCUGCCGGUGGUGUGGGUCUGUGUGCGAUCCAGAUUGCGCAGCGCUUCGGCUUGGAAGUGUUCUGCACGGUGUCGUCGCAGGAGAAGCGCGACUACCUGCACAAGAACCUCGGCGUGCCGUACGAGAACAUGGCCAACUCGCGCUCGAUUGCGGCCUGGCUGCAGGGCGGCCGCGACUGGCUCGCGAAGCGCGGCAAGACUGGCUUCGAUGUGGUGCUCAACUCGCUGCAGGGCGCUGCGCUGCAGGCAGGUAUCGAGGCGCUCGACUACCUCGGCCGCUUUGUCGACAUUUCGAAGCGUGACCACUUGGCCGGCAACCCGAUGUCGAUGAGCGGUUUCUCGAAGGCCAUCAACUACAUUGCGGUGGAGUUGGGUCUGCUGGGUGUGCACGCGCCACAACGCAUGGCUGCGCUCCUCGAUGAGAUUGCGAAGGAGCACGAGCGUGAGCCGUUCAAGUGCCUGUACGGCCACAAGUUCGAGGGCUCGCAGGGUCUCGUGGAGUCGUACAAGCUGAUGGAGUCGGGUAAGCACAUCGGUAAGAUUGUGACCGACCUCAGCUCGUCGUGCAAGCCGGACUCGGUCGAGAAGCUGUGGGCUGCCUACAAGGUGUACGACCCACGCAAGUCGUACGUCCUGGUCGGUGGCUGUGGUGGUCUUGGCCCGCGUCUUGUGCAAUUCUUGAUGUACCUGGGUGCGCGCAACAUUGUGCUCACCGGUCGUCGUGGCCAGAUCAGCCGUUCGGACCGUCUGGCGCUCGAGCGUCUGGUGCGUGACCCUGCGUUCCCGAACGUCACGAUCAAGAUCAUGGCGGCCGAUGCGCUGAGCCCGAACGCCAUGAAGGACGUAUUCGACACGGCCUCGUCGCUGGGUCCUCUCGGCGGUGUGUUCCUCAUGUCGGUCGUGCUGCGUGACGACGUGUUCAUGCAGAUGGACCAGGAGAAAUUCGAGACGGUGAUCAACUCGAAGAUCGGCGCGCUGAACGUGAUCCGCGAGACGAUCAACAUCGACGACCUGGACUUUUUGUUCCUCUUCUCGUCGACUGCUGCGCUGUUCUUCAACCCUGGUCAGGCGAACUACAACGCUGCACAGGCAUACUUCAACCGCUUCGCGAUGGAGCGCCGCAACGUCAUCUCGUACGCUGUGCCGGCCAUUUCGGACAUCGGUGUGUACGCCCAGAUGCGUUCGAAGUCGAACAACGCCGCGCUGAAGGUCAUGGAUGCGCUCGCGUGCACGUCGCGUGAGCUGUGUACCUCGAUUGCGCAGUCGGUGGCUCGUCUCGUGAUGGGCGGCUCGAACCACAACGGCUACUUUAUCCAGCCGAUGGACUGGGAGAUGAUGCAGGAGAUCUCGCCGGCGAACGCCUGGAGUAUCUCGCAUCUGAUUGAGCACCACGACGACGAUGCCGACGAGGGCGACGACGAGGGCGACAACGCUGACCCUGUUGGCGUGCUCCUCGGCAAGCUGCUCAACGUCGACAUCGAGACGGUCGACGACACCAUGUUCUUGUCGACGCUCGGUCUCGACUCGCUCUCGGCCUCGAAGCUGAGCGCGAUUCUCCUGGCCGAGUUCGGUACCACGGUGACGCAGCUCCAGCUCCUGGGCCCUGUCUCUGUGGCUACGCUGCGUCAGAUCGUCGCCGACUCGCAGGCCGAGAAGGGCGACAGCGCAGCCGCGCCAGCCAAGAAGGGCGGUGCAGCGAAGCCAAAGGCGCCGGGUGCCAACAAGCCGGAGACGGCCAAGGUGAACACCAGUGCGCUGGCCACGAUCGACUACGCGUCAGAGCCGGAGAAGCUCGACGACUUGCCGCCGUCGGUGGUGGGUCUUGUGCCGUUCGAUGCCAAGACGCUCUCGCCGGAGAACAAGCAGGAGGUCCUCGUGACGGGUGCGACGGGCUACAUGGGUGCGACGGUGCUCGAGGCUGUGCUUGAGGCGUUCCCCAACGCCCAGGUCACGGCUGUGGUGCGUGGCUCGCCAGAGGGCGGCCUCGACCGUAUCAAGGAUGUGGCGACGAAGCGCCACCUCAAGACGCUCUCGCACCUUGACCGCGUGAAGGCCGUGUCGGGCGACGUGACCAAGCCCAAGCUGGGUCUCUCGAACGCCGACUGGGCCAUGCUUGCGAGCUCCGUGGACCUGAUUGUGCACGCGGCCGGUAAGGCGGACCACUUGGCUGGCUACCAGAGCAUCGCCGAGGAGAAUGUGCUCUCCACGCGCGAGGUGCUGCGUCUCGCUUCGGAGCAGAAGGUCAAGGCCGUGCUCAACAUCGGCUCGACCAACAUGUGGCUCACGUUCACAAGCGAGGACAAGGGCGACGAGGUCGUGCAGGAGGAUGUCGACCUGGAGAGCCUCAAGACGGGUCUCUUCAACGGCUACUCGCAGUCGAAGUGGGUGGCUGAGAAGCUCUGCCAGCGUGUGCGCUCGCGCGGUGUGCCUGUGAUUACCGUCCGCCCUGGUGCGCUGGGUGGUAGUGCAAAGGGCAAGUACGUCCCGAACGAGGACAGCUUCUUGUGGCGCAUGUUCAACGGCUGCCAGCAGCUCGGCUACGCUCCGUCGUCGACCUCAUCGGCGUUCACGGAGACUCCUUCGGACUGGUUCUCGGAGAUCCUCGGCAAGCUGAUGUCGUCGCCGAAGACGUGGUCGAGUGACCAUGCCGUGUUCCAUAUCCGCAACGAAACCCCGAUCCGUGUGGAGGACAUGCCGUCGCGCCCGGGUGUCUCGAAGCCCAAGGUGGUGCCGCAUGCCGAGUGGGUCGACCACUUCCAGAAGGAGGCGGCCAACCCGUCGUCGACCAACCCGCUGGCGCCGCUCAGCGGCUUUGUCUCGAAGGGCGAUCUGGCUCACCUCCCGCACUUUGACCAGUCGAACACCAAGGAGGUGCUUGGCAACCAGUGGGUGGACUGCCCGCCGUACAAGUUUGACUUUUAA